Molecule: messenger RNA, 1215 nt
Organism: Magallana angulata
Lineage: Eukaryota; Metazoa; Mollusca; Bivalvia; Ostreida; Ostreidae
Exons: 8
Coding region: 1-1215 (404 amino acids)
Source: RefSeq, a predicted model, not a curated record
AUGUCCGCCAACUCAGCCAUCUCUAGACUUGUCCUUCAACACGACCUUCGGGAGGAUCCUGCAUAUGUCAAGGUGGAUGCGCGGACGAACACUGGGUUUAUAUUUCCUGCGUUUGGAUCCGCCCAGCAGGAUGAAGACGCUUAUGUGAUGUAUGGUGGUGUGGUGUUCUUCUAUAACAGGACGCACAUUGAUAUAUUCGUUUCUCAUUUGGGAGCAGAGAGUAAGUGGAUUGGUCCUCAAAACAUUGUUCGCGUGUACGAGUCCAUUACUGUUCAGGCUAAAGCUUGGAGAUCACGUGACCUGCCUCCACCUACCUGGAAGAGUCAAACUAUAGAUGUUAAGGAAGGUGGCUGUUUGAAUGCAUCACUUAACCAUACACUUAACAAAUAUCCUGACCUAAUUCUUGUACAGAUUCGAAACAAUGGGCGUAUUUUUCAUGGACAAGGAUUAUCAUUGAUAGCUAUUGCCGACGGAUGGGGAGAAAAGACAAACAUUUUACAUAUCAAGGAUGGAUCAAUCACAGUUACUGCUUGGGAUUUGACAGGAUUCAAGGAAAAUGAAAUUGUAAUAAAAAAGCGUUUGCAAGAAGUUGAAACCGCAAAGAACUUGCUCACUGAAAACUUAGCUACAGGCAAUUUUAUCAAUGUUCAGCUUCACGUGCUUGAUGGUGCAAACAAGAAUUUCCGGUUUGAUGGCGUCGGGUCUGUGAUAAAUGAAGCUGAACCAUACGGGGGACUCGUGUACGGUUACAACGACUCUGUGGUAGCUAUCUGGGUACCCCACAAAAGAGAAAGUGAAGAAUCAGCAGCUGUUUUCAUGUUAGGAAAGAUUUGGGGAUGGAACUUCAAGGAGCAAAUGACUAAUGACGUGGACAUAGUCUUAACAAUCAUGGAUGUGCUGGUGCCAAUCUGUUUACUUGAGGUAAAUACGUCGACAACACACAUAGAUUCUUCAUUCCAAUAUGAAAGUUACAACAAUUCUUUCCUAGAAUUUGCUUAUGGUGAUGAAAUCACAUUGACGUGUAAACGUGGUUAUAAAAAUAAAAACAUGACUGCUAAAGCUAGGCUUCUAAAGAUAUGUGCAUCUGAUCCGCGACCAUCCGCCAAGGGAAUAGGAGUCGUGUUGGGAAUAGGAGUUUUAGUUGUUAUCAUUUCAAGCAUUGUUCUCCUGGAUCUACCCAAUCUUAUAAAUGCAGUCAAAUCAAAGAAGCAGUGA